Messenger RNA from Zophobas morio, 1616 nucleotides. RefSeq lists its product as uncharacterized. NCBI's taxonomy places the organism in Eukaryota, Metazoa, Arthropoda, Insecta, Coleoptera, Tenebrionidae. The transcript is spliced from 3 exons. The record is from RefSeq and is a predicted model, not a curated record. The coding region runs from base 2 to 598 and encodes 198 amino acids.
GAUGUUAGUUAUUUUCGUUUUUGGUUUCUUGGUUUCUUUAACUGUGGACAAGGUUUCUGGAGUUAAAGAGGAUUACUAUUGGAGGGACUACGAUGGUACUAUUCCUGACGAUGCUGUAGUCGGGGGUCAAUCUUUCGGUCACGACAUCUUCAUAGGUCAGGCUUACAUUCGAGACGAGGGGGUUUUUCCAGUAACGAUCAAUCCCGGGGUGAUAGAGGUAGCUGUGCCCAUUAAAGGCGUGAAAAGGACAGAUAAGUACGUCAAGAUCUUGUGUGGACCACCGGCGAAUUUCGAAUGGGUUCCUGCUAAUGUUACCAAUCUGCACGUUGUAUUACUGAACAAACAUGCGGUUUUUGGAGGACAUGAAGACAGUAAGGGAUAUGUUUACAUAGGAAAGAGUACCACGAAAGGUGGUACCCAGAUUGGGAAAAUCAAUGCUUUCGCUCUAGGAAACGCCAAAUUUUUCUAUGCUAGUAAAGAUUCAGAGAACAACUUGAGUGUAUACGAUGUACUGUGUUACCCCGAUUUUGGGCAAAAACUUGAUAUAAGGGAAACGCUUAUACCUGAGAUGACUCCAAAGGAUCAACAAAAUAUUUAAACCGGUACUCGACUGUUGGGUUUUUUCUGCUAAUUAUUAACGUUUGACCUUACUAUAAUCAACCUAUAAAAACAAAAUUAUUGACUUUUAAGAACUUGAAAUAAAGACAAUUAAAAAAGCAUUACUUGAUGACUUACCAGUACCACUUCCACAAAAUUCGUUUAGUCUCGUUGCAGCUCUACGAUGAUUCGUUUUAAGCUUCUUCUCGCAACAACACUUUUCUUGUCUUAUAUUUGUUGUACUUGUGGUUACCGAUAUUUCUAUUGGAGAGAAUACACGGGUACUAUCCCUUCGGAUGCUAUCGUUGCAGGACGAGACAUUAGCGGCAAAGAUCUCUACAUCGGUCAAGCAUAUGUUAAAAACGGAGGCUGGCAAGUAGUACCCAUUUAUCAAGGAAUCAAAGAGGCAAUAGCGGUACUGAACGGACCCAAGAAAACCGACAAAUACAUCAAAAUUCUAUGUGGUGAACAAAAUCAUCUUCGUUGGGUUGUAACUACCGCCAAGGAUUUUCACGAGGAUAUGGAAGACAAAGUUGGGGUGAUUGGGGGACACGAAGAUGGCUGGGGGGAGACCCAUAUUGGAAGAAUAAGUUACGAAGGGGAGACGAGAAUUGGAAAAGUCAAUUCCUUCAGAACUGGGAAAGCGAAUUUUUAUUUCCAUGAUAGAGGAACGGAACGCGAUAUUGGGGAUAAUUAUCUUUUUGAAGUUUUGUAUUAUAACGAUGACUAUGUAAUAGAACCACGCAGUUUGCACUAGGGGGUUAGAACAUUUUGUAGGGUGGUACCACUGUAAUAUACUGAUUCAGCAAAAUAUACCAAAUUUUUAUUUUUUCUGUUUGAUUCAAAGGUUGCUAUUAUUAUGUUCAUGUUAUUGUGAUGUGGAAUUUUGCUGUCCCAGUCUCCAUCUGGAUUACCCACAUAGAAUAAAGAAACAAAUAAAAAGGUUUAUCAACAAGGUUAAAUGAAGUCAGCUAUUAAACGCGAUGAUAAUAAAUACAAAUUGGAAGAAUUUACUGUGA